CUCGCUCGAGGGCAUGGUCUUGCGGAGAGAGGCGCAGCUGUCCAUCAUGGGUUUCCAGAUGCCUUCGCUACAUACCGGACCACAGGCUGGGCCAUCUAGGCCUUCCCGAGGAGCUGGGCCAUCUAGGCCUUCUCGAGGAGCUGGGAGAGGGGAGUCGUCUCGCAGACGAGGUGGGAGCAGAGCACAUAUCAUAGAGGAGGAGUCCAGCGAGGAGGAGGAGUCCGUGCAUCCUCAGUCAGAGACAUUCGCCGGCAAAGAGAAUGACUUUGAAUCCAGUUCCGGUUCUGGAGAUGAGGCCGAGGGGGAUCCCGAGGAUGAUAGCUCUGACUCAGAUGGCGAUGAUGGUGCUGAGGCUGUCCCGCAGAAGAGGACGAAGAGGGCCUCUGUUUCUUGCACUUGAGAGCACAGA
This is a messenger RNA of Camellia sinensis, 409 nucleotides long. The record is from RefSeq and is a predicted model, not a curated record. NCBI's taxonomy places the organism in Eukaryota, Viridiplantae, Streptophyta, Magnoliopsida, Ericales, Theaceae.